Messenger RNA from Punctularia strigosozonata HHB-11173 SS5, 657 nucleotides. RefSeq lists its product as uncharacterized. NCBI's taxonomy places the organism in Eukaryota, Fungi, Basidiomycota, Agaricomycetes, Corticiales, Punctulariaceae. The record is from RefSeq and is a predicted model, not a curated record. The transcript is spliced from 2 exons. Bases 1 to 657 code for a protein of 218 amino acids.
AUGACGCAUAUUGCCUCGUCCACUGUCGCGUCUGGUUCCACGGACGAGCAGCUCCAACCCCAGACCGCUGUUGAUGCCGCUGUCAGAAUGAUCGGCUCACUGGUGCAUUGUAUCACAGGUCGGUCUUCACUGUCGACCGGCGGGUCCUCUCAGGACGAGAAGUCGUGUCCAUUGCCGCAUUCUGCUCCGCAGGCGGAGACCCUCCAGCGGGCAUCCUCUAUUGGGAGCAAGUGCCAGAGGUCGAACGAGGAAACCGCCCGCCCGUCUCCUUACGAGGCUGACGAUGAGCAUCACGACGAGGAUGAGGAUGACAACAAGGACCAGGACGAGGGCGAGGAUGAGUACGAGGGCGAGGACGACAAAGACGACAGCAAUUUUGGGGACAAAGAUGAAGACGAGGACGAGGACGAGGCCGAGGCCGAGAACUUCAACGACGACAGCGAAGUUAAAGUCGGCACACUGCCAUCGAGCCCCCUUUUCGACUACUACAACAUAGACGACGUCGACUAUCCCAUGGCUAUGGUGCAUCUCAGAGACGAGGAACCUGAAAGUAUGGAUGACGAAGACCAGAAGAUCUGGUUGGUGUUAGGUAACGAGGACGAUGUCGACAUUGAGGUUGGCUUGGAGUUGGAGUGGGAGGAUGCCCCCAGGGAAUAG